AACGGUGUCAUUUCUCUUACAAUUUCUGUAAACCCUCGAUUCUUUAUUAAGUCUAAAUUUCGUUGUUUAAAUUCUGCAAGAAAGGCAGAAAAAUAAAAGUGUAUGGUAGUUAGGAAUUCGAUUAUCAAAUUUGGUUAGUUCGUUGUAUUUUCUAAUAGAAUAUUUAAACUGUUCUGUGGUGGUAAAUUGAAAUAUUGUGGCUAUUUUUCUGUUUAAGAAUAGGCCUGGGCCUGUCUCACGUACAUUGUUUCUUUUAGGAUGUCGAAAAGAUUAUCAAAUUUGGACGUUUCGUGCCAAGCAAAGAGCUUGGACAAGUCUAGCAUCGUUUAUGAUAAUCUAGUAAACAUCGUCCCAUAGUCAUAAUCCUUGCAGUACAUGUACUUACUGGGCCACAAUGGCUACAAUACGUUGUGUGCAUUAUCAACCGGAUCGUUUGACCUUUGAAUAGCAGUACCCAUCGUGCUCUGAAGACCCAUACGUCCGUGCCACGGUGCAGUGAACUGAUACUGAUAGGACUUUUGCCAAUUUCUAUCAUUCAUUGUUUAACUGUACCCUGGGGUCUCUCUAAAAAAGUAAAAUGCCAGGUCCUCAAAUCGACUACCGGCGUGUUGCUCGCGCGGCUGCCGCAACAGCUCUCGGCUUGCCCAUAGUAGGGGCGGUCUACCUCCGCCUGAAGUACGGGCCGACUCUAGCCGAUGACAUCGUGAAGUUGUACCAUAGCUAUCAGGUGCUGAAACGCCUACAAAACUUGCAGAAAAACAACUUCUUCAUGGUGGAUUUCUUCGAGUUGCGAGCGAAGGAGACACCGGAUAAACCGUUCCUGCUCUACCGUGACGACUCGUUCACAUACGGGGAGGUGGACGGGGAAGGCAACAAGCUGGCGCGGUUCAUGAUGAGUCAGGGUGGACUUGGUUGUAAGGACUCCGCAGCAAUCCUGAUGCUGAAUGACCCUGGAUUCAUCAUUAGCUGGUUGGCCUUCAGCAAACUGGGAGUCAAGACAGCUUUCUUGAACUACAACCUGAAGGGUCGGGCCUUACUGCACUGCAUCAAGGCUUGUAAGGUCAAAGCUAUCAUGUGUGGGAAAGAACCACAGCUUCUGGAAGAAUUGGAGACCAUCAUGCCGGACAUUCUGGACCUCGGGAUCAAGGUGUGGGUCCUAGGCGAGGUCAGCGAGCGCCCUCUGUCCUCAGGAAUGACCCAGGUCCAGACAUGGAACGAGCGGAGCGAUCCGAUUCCAAGGAGCGUUCGAGAUGGAAUCACAGCCAACGAUGUGUCAGUGUACAUCUUUACCUCAGGGACAACAGGUUUCCCGAAGCCAGCUAAGUUAUCCCAUUAUCGGUCGUGUGGUGGCAGUGCAGUUAUGUCGAUGCAGGCCGAGCUGGAACCUUCGGAUAUCUUUUACGUCACCCUGCCGCUCUACCACAGCAUGGCGUUCGGGAUGGGGCUCAUGACGACAAUAUUUACAGGCUGCACUAUCGCACUGGGAACGUUCUCUCCCAAGACUUACUGGGAUGAGGUCCGCAAGUAUCGAGCCAAUGUCAUCCUGUACAUCGGGGAGAUCUGCCGCUACCUUCUCGCUCAACCACUGCGACCUGACGAUGGCAAGUAUGAGCAAACGAUCAAGGCAGCUAUCGGCCUCGGGUUGCGACCGGACAUUUGGCGGGAGUUUGAGAAGCGUUUCAAUGUUGAGCAGAUCUAUGAGAUGUAUGGAGCUACGGAAUGCCCGUUCAUGAGCGUGAAUACUGAGGAUAAAGUAGGCAGCGUUGGCAGGCAUGGUGGUUUCUUGAAGGCGUUGAGUAACGUCCUCGAGAUUGUCAAGUGUGACAUCGAAACAGCUGAGCCGAUCCGUGAUGCUAACGGGAAGUGCAUCCUUGCUGAUCCAGGUGAGACAGGUCUCUUGGUCACCAAGGUGGAUGAUCUAUAUCAUUUCGACGGCUACAUGGCGGACAAGAAGACCAAUGAGAAGAAACUGGUCCGUAAUGUCAAGAAGAUUGGAGACGUGUACUUCAACAGCGGGGAUCUGAUGAUGGCUGAUAAGGAGGGAUACCUGUAUUUCAGGGACAGACUCGGCGAUACUUUUAGAUGGAAAGGUGAGAAUGUUGCAACGACAGAGGUCGCCGAAAUGCUGAGCGCAUUUCCCGCCAUUGCAGAGUGCAAUGUCUACGGCGUUCUUGUUCCAGGGCAAGAGGGCAGGGCAGGCAUGGCGGCUUUGAAACUCAGCAAAGACCACAACUUCGACCCCAAGGAUCUACACGACUACAUCACCAAAGUCCUGCCCCUUUACGCAUGCCCGAAAUUCCUACGCAUCACCGAGGAGAUCUCCACGACAACGACCUUUAAACACAAAAAGGUCGAGCUGGCCAAAGAAGGGUUUGACCUUAAUGUCAUCUCUGACCCACUGUACUUUCUGGACGCGGACAAGAAGACCUACGUGCCUCUCAAUAAUGACGUCAUGCGGCGGAUUCUGAUUGGCCAGGCCAGACUUUGAAAGACUAGUUGACUCAGGGGUAUUCGAAACCAUGGCUUUUUUUCCAGCUCUGACAUCAAGCUAAAUUUAACCUCUUACCCGGGGAACUCCAGCUCAUAUGGAUACAUUUUUGCUGCAGGAAUGGCGAUUUUAUCAUAGAGGCAAUUUUGUUAAGGUUUUGAGUAUGUCAAUUUUACUGUAACAUUAAAGGCUUUUAUUCGGGAGCAAGCGAUGAUGCCAAAGCUAGAGAAAAGACCAGCGUAAAAAAAAUCCUAGAUUUAUAAACAAAAUAGACAUCCUAUCAACAAUCCAACUCAAUCAUAAUCAUAAUCAUAAUCAUCAUUUCUUUUAUGUAAUGUAACAUCACCGAAAUCUAUCGGCGCUGCGAACGUGAUUGAGGGCGCCAUCUAAUAGAAACACUCUUUCAAAAUUGUUAUUUAAUUUGUAAAAAAAAGUGACGCACAAAAAAACCUUUAUCAAUAGCUAUAGCUCGCUAUUAAAAUAUUGUUUAUUUUAUAAUGAUUAGCAAUAAUCAAUUUACUCUUGUAGAUGAUCACAAUGCGACAAAAUACGUACUCUACCUGCUGCAGCUGAUGCGAUUGGGAGACCAGUUAAUUUACGGGUUCCUUGGGUGCGCUACAAAAACAACGCAGUGCAACUUUCGAACUUUUGUUUGUUCAUGUUGGUAUUGGCUCCUGUAAAAAAAAUCCUUAAUACAGCAUAUGAAAACACGAAAAACAUUUUUUUUUUAUAGUUAAGGGCGAAUCAUCCUGCAUAUUGUAUAUCACUGAAUUAUUUCAUGACAAAAUUGGGUAUGGAUUCAAUACUAAAUUUUCCAUCAAAUUAAAAAAGCACAUAAAAUAUAUA
This is a messenger RNA of Patiria miniata (bat star), 3334 nucleotides long. Its product is annotated as very long-chain acyl-CoA synthetase-like. Gene Ontology annotation, molecular function: long-chain fatty acid transmembrane transporter activity; long-chain fatty acid-CoA ligase activity. The record is from RefSeq and is a predicted model, not a curated record. The transcript is spliced from 9 exons. NCBI's taxonomy places the organism in Eukaryota, Metazoa, Echinodermata, Asteroidea, Valvatida, Asterinidae. The coding region runs from base 578 to 2488 and encodes 636 amino acids.